Molecule: messenger RNA, 1391 nt
Organism: Pyricularia oryzae 70-15
Lineage: Eukaryota; Fungi; Ascomycota; Sordariomycetes; Magnaporthales; Pyriculariaceae
Exons: 3
Coding region: 177-992 (271 amino acids)
Biological process (GO): chromosome segregation
Cellular component (GO): MIS12/MIND type complex
Source: RefSeq, a predicted model, not a curated record
CUUAAUCGGAACGCGCUGAUAAAGCUCCGAACGCGUCUCAAUUUACUCCCCUGCCAAGACCCCUCGACAUCAUCAUGGCCAACGACAAGCACUAGGUGGGAAGAAAUAGAAACAAGACAUCGUUCUACCACACUCAACACAGGUCAAUUGCACGACACCUCAUUCCCACAACCAGAAUGUCGCCCUCGUCACCGCGAACCUCGGCCCCCACGGCCCCAGAGCCGCAACAACCACAAACACAGCAGCAACGACAAGCUCCCCCGACAACGACAGAAGUACCACCAACCACACAGCCAAGCCAAGACGCGACACAUACUCACCAAACACCGGCGACGAUGACAGCACCUACAACAGCACCUAACACCGCAGCCCCGGCAUCGCCACCGCUCCCCGCCCGCCACACGGCCGUCGCGCCGGGACCGAGGGCGACGGCGCUGCAGCAGGCGUUUGACGAGGCGCUGAACCGCACGCUGGCCAAGCUCGAGUGGGACAAGUUCGCCGCCUGCUACCCGACUGUGUCGGCGCGGGCGCCGAACUCGCUGCGGUCUGUGCAGCAGCGGGUGGUGGGCUUGCUGUCGGAGAAGUGCAGGAAAGAAUUCCAAAUCAUAUUGGACGAGCGCCAAGUCGUGCCCAAACUAAACGAGCUGGAAGCUCUGGUCAGCGAGGCGGCGAUGAGGAGAAAGGACGCCGGCGACGCCGAGCCCGGCAUACCACCUCAUCUCCUCCCGCCAGAAGAGGUCCUGGCCGCGAACCUGGCCCCGCUCCUGGCCGCGCAGCAGAACCAGCUCAACGCCAGGCUGCAGACGAUGCAGUCGCACAACGCCGCCCUCUUUGACGAGAUACAGUCCCAGCGCGCAGAGGCCGCCGCGCUCCUGGCCGAGCUCGACGCCGCCUGCGCCGAUGUUGGCGGAGCGAACGCCCUGCUGGACGAGGUCGCCGACGAGCUGGCGCGGGAGACUCGGGCGACUGAGGUGGAGAUGACAGGGACGUAGGACAAAGAAAAGAAGAACAAGAAAAAAAAAAGCUGGUUUUAUGCACAUGUCAUUUUGGGGAAAAGGCUGUUGAUUGGGCUAUCUACACUUUACACGGCGCCAGGGCAGUAAACAAGCGACACUGGGAGAAUGGCGUUGUUGGCGGUGAAACUUAGGAUACCAUUUGCUUAAUUCAUUCAUGGUUGUUGGGUGGGUUUCUCAUAGCAGAGAGGGUCGUCCUUCUGACGGCCAUGUUCCCCCUUGAAAGUGACAGCUACUGCGAGGAUGGCUUAUUUCGACCAAGCACCGGCCAUACGCCAUCCACAAGCCCGACCUUGACGUCAUUCUUGUUUUUCUCCAAGGUUUGAUCUAACAAACUCAACUCAAUAUCCAUCAAAUUCGUUUCAUUGGAUUCGCACA